Molecule: messenger RNA, 432 nt
Organism: Rotaria socialis
Lineage: Eukaryota; Metazoa; Rotifera; Eurotatoria; Philodinida; Philodinidae
Source: the annotation of a GenBank genome assembly
AUGAUUCAGUUAGCUUCUUAUUCGCAUUCAAAUUAUAAUUUUUUAACUCUUGUUCUUUUCACUCUUGUUUUUAUCAAUAUAAGUCGAAGUUCAGUCUAUGGUAUUAUUAGUGAAUAUGAUUAUGAGCAGCCAUCAUCAAUCGGCGAUGAUUUAUCUUAUGAAAAUAUUGGAAAUAGUGAAUCACCCAUUCCAAUGAAUCCAAAUAGCUUUUAUACACCUAUUGAUGAGGAAACAAAAUCAAGAAAUCCUUGGUCCGAAUUAUAUCAUCGUCAUCAUGCUCGAUCAAUAGUCACAUCAUCACACUAUGCAUUAACGCUGCCUGGUUAUGUUAUACGACCAGAUCAAACUAGUUAUGUUCCAUAUCCUGCUAAAAAACGCACGAUUCCAAUUGAACUUCAAAAGGCCUUUUUCGCUCAUGGUAUUGUAGGUUGA